This is a messenger RNA of Haplochromis burtoni (Burton's mouthbrooder), 2057 nucleotides long. RefSeq names its product GATA binding protein 4 (gene gata4). The transcript has 6 exons. Gene Ontology annotation, molecular function: DNA-binding transcription factor activity, RNA polymerase II-specific; zinc ion binding; RNA polymerase II cis-regulatory region sequence-specific DNA binding. Gene Ontology annotation, cellular component: nucleus. NCBI's taxonomy places the organism in Eukaryota, Metazoa, Chordata, Actinopteri, Cichliformes, Cichlidae. The coding region runs from base 220 to 1398 and encodes 392 amino acids. Gene Ontology annotation, biological process: negative regulation of transcription by RNA polymerase II; cell fate commitment; positive regulation of transcription by RNA polymerase II. The record is from RefSeq and is a predicted model, not a curated record.
UCUUGUGUGUCCACUAAUGCGUUUAUUUUCACUUCUCUGAGUGUUGCGCUGUUUUGCUUGACUUGAUCAGAUCUGAACAAGUAGCCUGACUUAAGCCAGCUUCGCGAGCUGCUUUAAACCAGAUGUUUUGCGGUAACACGCAGUAGUUCCGUGCGUAACCGCAUCCACACAGCCUUCAUACCUUCUACCGACGCGGAUGUCCAGCUUCAAGGUGAGGAUAUGUACCAGGGCAUAAUGACAAGCAACCACGGACCCUCUUCAUACGAGGCCGGAUUUCUUCAUAACGCCUCGGCGGGCACCUCUCCGGUUUAUGUCCCCACCACCCGGGUCGUCACACCCAUGAUUCCUGCGCUUCCUUACCUUCAGGCACCCGGUGCGUCGCAGCAGAGCAGCCCGGCGUCGAGCCACUCUGCGUGGGCACAGCCGGGGGCAGACUCGGUGCCCUCAUACAACCACUCCCCGGUGUCUCCGCGCUUCACUUUCUCCACCAGCCCGCCUCUGUCCUCCGGGAUGGCCACGGCCCGGGAGACGGCAGUUUCUUACACAAGCCCGCUGAACAUCUCCGCUAACGGUAGGGAUCACUACAGCGCUCGCAGUCUGAGCGGGUCGUAUCACAGCCCUUAUUCGGCCUACAUGAGCCCUAACGUGGGCGGAACGUGGCCGGCGUCCCCCUUCGACAGUCCGGUUCUCCACGGUCUCCAAACUGGCGCUCCUCCUGGGACAACAAGACACCCCAACAUAGAUUUGUUUGAUGACUUCGCUGAGGGCCGAGAGUGCGUGAACUGCGGAGCGAUGUCAACCCCCCUCUGGAGGCGAGACGGUACCGGUCACUACCUGUGUAACGCCUGCGGGCUGUACCAUAAGAUGAACGGCAUCAACAGACCGCUUAUCAAACCCCAGAGACGGCUGUCUGCCUCGAGGAGGGUGGGCCUGUCCUGCACCAACUGUCACACCACCACCACCACCCUGUGGCGACGAAACGCAGAGGGAGAGCCGGUCUGCAACGCCUGUGGGCUCUACAUGAAACUCCACGGGGUCCCUCGACCUUUGGCUAUGAAGAAAGAGGGGAUCCAGACCCGCAAACGCAAACCUAAGAACCUCAAUAAAUCCCAAACUGGGACACCAGGCAAUGAGGGGGCUCCGAUUACACCCAGCAGCACUCCCCGCGCCUCCACCACCUCCACCACUACCACCACUGCAGAGGAGACUCGCCAGAUAAAGACGGAGCCAGAAAAUCACAGCUUGUACACACAUCACAGCUCACAUGCACAAAUUUCUGCUUUGCCAGCCUACAUGGCAACUCAAGGAGGCCCCAUUCCCCUGAAGAUGUCCCCUGGGGGGCACAACGGGUCCUCUGGCUCCAAAUCUGAACCCUGGAACAGCCUAAUCCUGGCUUAGAAAAAACCUACAACCCAACAUCUCAAAAACCUACCUAACCACAGAAUACCUAUUAAAGUCUCCUGACAGACUCUGGGUUCAGACCAUCUGUUUCCUGCCCGCUGUGCAGCGUUGUCAGUGCAGGAACAGAAAUCUGGGAGCUACUACAGAAGAAACGAGGCCUUAAAGUGCUGCACACACUGUGUGUGAACUCAGAGCAAACAAGGACUUGAAUGGACUUUGUUAUAGAAAUCUGAAAGAAGAGCAGUGACUAGAUUCACUCAGUAACACGACAGAAAACCUUUCGUCACCCUCCUCGACAGAUAAAUACUGUAACAUAAUACAUGACAAUAAUAGUUAUAGUCAUUUUUUUUAAAUUAACUUUUUUUUUUGAUUUGCAUAUGAUUGUGGAUAUUUUGCCAAAAAGGAAAAACAUUAAAAUACACAAAAAAUGUUUAAAAAAAAAUCACAAUUUUUAAACUUAAUGUAAAAAGUUGCACCACCAGGUUUACAGAAAGUGUAUUUAAAGGCCAGCUCAGAUACAUGUAUAUAAAAGAACCAGAAAUAUAGUAGAGUUGAUCACUUUCCACUGGUUGUAUCAAGGCAAUUCAACAAUAGACUUUCCACACAUUUUUCUUCAUGGUGCUUAAAGCUUUGAUCUUAAUUCUUUUUUUUUUUUU